AUGAUUGAUGAAUCUUCAAGUACAAUAACAUCAUCGUUAUCUGAUAGCAAGGAGGAUGCUAAUGGGUUGAUUUCAUGUUCUUGUUCAUCAAAAACAACAAGAUAUCGUUUUCUUGCAUCAGUAUAUGGAUUUUCUAAAAUACAAUACUAUGAUUAUUCGGAUCUUUCAAAAUUACGAGAGGACGAAUUAAACCUUGGAGAAGAUUUUUACUUUUAUACUAAUUAUUAUUUAGGAGUUUCCGAUGGUGUAGGUGGUUGGUCAUCAUAUGGAGUUGAUUCAUCUAAAGUGAGCAGAGAUAUAAUGAAUAAUUGUAAAUAUUAUGCAAGUGAGGAAGAAAAAUGUUUAAUUAAUUCUCACAAUGGAACAGUAUUGAAACCAAAUGAAAUUUUAACAAUGGCAUAUGACAAAGAAUUAGAAUAUUAUAAUCAAUUGAAUAUUGAUAAACCUCUUGGUAGUACGACGGCAUGCGUGCUACACCUUGAUAGUUUAACCUGUUCUCUAAGUUAUACCAAUAUUGGAGAUAGUGGUUUUAUGAUUUUAAGAAAAUCUGAAAUAGAAAAUCAACAACAGACAUUAUUUGUUGCUAAGGAUCGUUCACGUAUUAUUAAUGGUUUAGGUAAAGCACCAUAUCAAUUAAGCUUUUUACCUCCAAGAAUGAUUGAAACAAAAGAAUAUUUUCAUGAUAGCCCUUCAGAUGCUGUGACAGAAACUAAUAUUAUAACUCUCAAAGAAGAAGAUAUUAUUAUAAUGGGAAGUGAUGGACUUUUCGAUAAUAUCAAAACUGAUUAUGUGGCAGAAUAUGUGAAUGAAAUAUUUCCAAAUGGUAGCAUAGAUGAUGUUCCAAAGUUAGCGAGGGAGCUUGCAGAAAUUGCAAGAAACCAACACCGAAAAAUAGAUGACAUAGUUUGUCUUUGUGCAAAAGUUGUAAAACAUUAA
Messenger RNA from Naegleria gruberi, 936 nucleotides. RefSeq lists its product as uncharacterized. The record is from RefSeq and is a predicted model, not a curated record. Lineage: Eukaryota; Heterolobosea; Eutetramitea; Acrasida; Naegleriidae. The coding region runs from base 1 to 936 and encodes 311 amino acids. The transcript has a single exon.